CCUGACCCACUCCGGCCUGGCCCUGCCCUGCCGAGCGGUCCUCCCGGCACCCGGGCGGCCUCCGGAGCAGCCCAAGCUCAUGAGGGCCGCGCGCCCGGCCGCCGGCGCUGACGAGACGGAGCUCCCGGCCCGCGAGGAGGAGCGGAGGAUCAAUGCGGUUCCAGAACCGAUUCCAGCGGUUCAUGAACCACCGGGCCCCAGCCAAUGGCCGCUACAAACCAACUUGUUACGAACAUGCUGCUAACUGUUACACACAUGCAUUCCUCAUCGUGCCAGCCAUCGUGGGCAGCGCCCUCCUCCAUCGGCUGUCUGACGACUGCUGGGAGAAGAUCACAGCAUGGAUUUAUGGAAUGGGCCUCUGCGCCCUCUUCAUCGUUUCCACAGUAUUUCACAUUGUGUCAUGGAAGAAGAGCCACUUAAGGACAGUGGAGCAGUGUUUCCACAUGUGCGACAGAAUGGUCAUCUAUUUCUUCAUUGCUGCAUCUUACGCGCCAUGGUUAAAUCUCCGUGAACUUGGACCCCUGGCAUCUCAUAUGCGUUGGUUUAUCUGGCUCAUGGCAGCUGGAGGAACCAUUUAUGUAUUUCUCUACCAUGAAAAGUAUAAGGUGGUUGAGCUCUUUUUCUAUCUCACAAUGGGCUUCUCGCCAGCCUUGGUGGUGACGUCAAUGAACAACACCGAUGGGCUUCCCGAACUCGCCUGCGGGGGCCUGAUUUACUGCCUGGGCGUUGUGUUCUUCAAGAGUGACGGCAUCAUCCCCUUUGCCCACGCCAUCUGGCACCUGUUCGUGGCCACGGCAGCCGCGGUGCACUACUAUGCCAUUUGGAAGUAUCUCUACCGAAGUCCCACAGACUUCAUGCGACAUUUGUGACCAGUCUGUGCUCGGUAUCCACACCAGUAUUCGUUCAGUGACAG
Miniopterus natalensis is the source of this 913-nucleotide messenger RNA. RefSeq names its product monocyte to macrophage differentiation associated (gene MMD). NCBI's taxonomy places the organism in Eukaryota, Metazoa, Chordata, Mammalia, Chiroptera, Miniopteridae. Gene Ontology annotation, molecular function: pore-forming activity. Gene Ontology annotation, cellular component: membrane. The record is from RefSeq and is a predicted model, not a curated record.